CGGUGUGUCUCGAGCGAUCCGCUUGCGCGUUGCGUUAUUUUCUGCUUUUCCCAACUCUCCCACCUUCCCUUGUUCUCUUCUCCUUCCCCGCCCCUCGCGCGCCAGCCUCGCGGCGCUUCCAGCGUCGGUUUAUUCCCUUCUCCCUCCCCUCUCCUCUCCCUGCCAUUCCUUCCCUCCCUCGGCUCCCCGCUGUGGUCGGGGUGGGCCAAGCAGCGAAAACCGGAGGGUGCAGGCAGGCGAGUCAACCCGAGGGUUGCCAAGGCAGGGACUGGCUGGCGCCUGAGGGGAUACCCCCCUCCUUCCUCCUCCUCCUGUCCUCGGCGCCUACGGAGAGCAACCAGGCCGGCUCAUAAAAGAAGAGCGAGGAGCGGCGGGGAAGUGGGGGGGGGAAACGCCCCCCCCGGACCUCGAGCAGCAACAUGAGGAAUUAGUGCCCUUUCUCCCACCAUGAGAGCUGUAUAAUCUUCAAAACUUCUGUUAACAAGAUGCCAGGUUACUUCUCUUGGUUCCUACUUUCUGCUUAUAAGUCUGCAAUAUUCUGAUUACCAUUGGCUGCCCUGUGUGUGCUUUGAGUGAGCAGAGCAUCUGCCAAGCACGAGCUGCUGUAAUGGUCUAUGAUGAUGCCAAUAAGAAAUGGGUACCAGCUGGUGGAUCUACUGGGUUUAGCAGAGUUCAUAUAUAUCAUCAUACAGGCAACAAUACAUUCAGAGUAGUUGGCAGGAAGAUUCAGGAUCAUCAGGUGGUAAUCAAUUGUGCCAUUCCAAAAGGAUUAAAAUACAAUCAAGCAACACAGACUUUCCAUCAGUGGCGGGAUGCUAGACAAGUAUAUGGUCUCAACUUUGGCAGCAAAGAAGAUGCCAAUGUCUUUGCAAGUGCCAUGAUGCAUGCCUUAGAAGUGUUAAAUUCACAAGACUCCGGUCCAACGUUGCCUCGACAAAAUGCACAAAUUCCCCCACAAGUGCAAAAUGGCCCAGCACAAGAAGAUUUGGAAAGCCAGAGAAGGCAAUUGCAGGAACAACAACGACAAAAAGAAUUGGAAAGGGAGAGGCUGGAACGGGACAGAAUGGAACGUGAAAGGCUGGAACGAGACAGACUAGAGCGAGAGAGGCUUGAACGAGAAAGGCUAGAAAAGGAAAGACUGGAACGAGAACGAUUAGAACAGGAGCAACUGGAGAGGGAACGUCAGGAGAGAGAAAGACGAGAACGAGAAUGGCAAGAGCGCCUAGAAAGAGAGAGGCAAGAACGGGAAAGACAAGAGCGGGAGAGAUUGGAAUGGGAAAAACAGGAAAGAGAGCGGCAAGACCAACUAGAAAGAGAGCAACUGGAAUGGGAACGAGAGAGGAAACUAUCAAGUGCUGUUCCAUCUUUUGACAACUCCCUGUAUAAUCCUUCACUUCCUGAAUAUGCCAGUUGCCAGCCUCCUUCAGCACCACCUCCUUCAUAUGCUAAAGCAAUGUCAGACUCUACUCCGGACUAUGCUAUAGUGACUUCUGCACAGUCAGUUUCCUCCCCACCUACACCACCACUAAGGCACUCUGCAUCACGUUUUGCUACAUCUUUGGGCUCUGCCUUCCACCCUGUUCUUCCCCAUUAUGCUACAGUUCCUCGUCCAGUAAAUAAAAAUUCUCAACCACCUUCACCUGUAAACCCCCCUCCUUCUUUGCCUCCAACUACCAAGUCAACUACUUGGUCAGCUUCUAGUUUUGCACCCCUUCCUCCUUCACCUCCUGUAAUGAUUAGCAGUCCUCCAGGAAAAGCCACCGGCCCUAAGCCUGUUCUCCCAAUUCCUGUUACUGUUCAGUUAUCUCAGAUGUCCCCCACUGCACCUAAUGGUCUUCCGGAAUUGGCAAAUUAUUCAGUUUCUUCACCACCUACCUCAGGUCCAGCACCACCACUACCACCAUCUUCCUUUCAACCUCUCUCAGUCUCUGGACUUCAAGCUUCUUCUCCAACCUCCCCUAAUGCCUCAGCUCCCUCAUCCAAGCCUAGUGUUCUCCCUUCUCCCUCUGCAGCUCCCCCUGCCUUUGUUGAGAACUCUCUAAACUCUGUGCUGGGAGACUCCUCUGCUUCUGAGCCAGUCUUGCAGACAGCCGCUCAGCCGGCUGAACCUACGUCUCAGCAGGGUGUUACACAAGGACCACCUGCACCCCCUCCUCCUCCCCCACUUCCAUCUGGUCCUAUUCAGUCCCCAUCAGCAGUCCCACCUCCCCCUGGACCACCACCUCCUCCGCCUCUUCCAUCUUUAGGGCCACCUCCACCACCACCUCCUCCCCUUCCUACUCAGGUGCCUCUUCCACCUCCUGCACCUCCUCUGCCUGCUACUGGCUUUUCCAUGGGAAUGAUGUAUGAAGAUUAUCGACCUUUAACAGGACUGGCUGCUGCUCUUGCUGGAGCCAAACUCAGAAAAGUAUCACGGAAUGAAGAUUCUCCUGUUCCGAGUGGAGGAACAAAUUCUGCUUCACCCAAAACAGAUACUAGUCGUGGAAAUGGGCCACUGCCACUUGGAGGAAGUGGAUUAAUGGAAGAAAUGAGUGCUCUACUUGCAAGAAGGAGAAGAAUUGCUGAGAAGGGGUCAUCAGAAACAGAAACAAAAGAAGAAAAAAGUGAAGAACCAGAGCCUUUAGCUCCCAAGCCUCCUUCAACAAGCACACCUGAAUUAACAAGAAAGCCUUGGGAAAGAACAAAUACAAUGAAUGGAAGCAAAUCACCUAUUAUCUCAAGACCAAAAUCUGCAUCUUCUGGGCAACCAAAUACUAAUGGAGUACAAUCUGAAGGACUAGACUAUGACAGAUUGAAACAGGAUAUUUUAGAGGAAAUGAGGAAGGAAUUAACAAAACUAAAAGAAGAAUUAAUUGAUGCAAUUCGACAAGAACUGAACAAGUCGAAUACAGUGUAGAAAGAUUAGGACUAAGAUGUUUGGACCACUGGUCUUGCACAAAAUCAGCUACAUUUUGUGAGCUGCUGGAAGAUAAUGGAAAAAUAUUCUUGAAAGAAGGAGAAAACAAGAUUCUGAACUUUCAGACAACAAUAUGGUGAUACACUAUUUCCUUUUGCUGCUGUUUUCUGACUUUCAACAAGAUGGAAAAUAGUCUUAAAUUGUGGCAAUGAUUUAUGCAGAAAAUCAUAAGCCUGUUAGGCAGGUGCAUUGAAAUGUUUCAUAUCAAUAUUGAAGCUGCAUAUUUACAGUGUAUUAAGUUUUUAAAAAGGAGAAAAACUUAAGGAGGCUUUUCAGAGAGGUUUUCUUAGUAAAGAAUUUAGCAAGUGAGAUGGACAUACAACUGUAUCUCAGGUAGUCUUCCUAUCGCAUUAGAUAUUUCCUUGAUUAAAAACAAAGCAUGAUUUCAAUUCACAGCAUAGAAACUGUAAAACCCAAUAUUGAUGAACGAGCGAUCCAGAAUAUCAUGGUAUAUUGAAUAUUGGAUUCUUAGGAUAAGCAAGCCUCUCUGAUUAGCCUUCAUGAAGUUUUUUAAAGAAAAAUGCAAAUGCUGCCCAGAUUAUAAAGAUAUAGAUGCCUUCCUAAAAUGAUAUGCUUUACCAAAUCUGAGACUUCUCCUGAAUACAAAUCAAUAUGAUCAAAUGUAAAUUGUUAGAUUGUUAUAGACUUACCAUAGGUUUUUGAGCUUUUAAGAUUUAUGCAUGCAGACAUUUUUGUAACAUAAAUAACCACAGAGUUGGCUUUUAAUUUAAACCAUUCUUGCAUGCCACAAAUAUUAAAUAGCCUUUUUACAAUAAGGCCUAGUUAAUGCCCAGGCAAACUUGGGGAGGUGUUGGGUUGGGAAUUGGGGCAACUUUUUUAUUUAAACAAUUUGUAUUAAUUGCUGCACUAUUUUUCCUUAUAUUGCAUGCAUGUGUAAUAAUAAGGAAAAUGUGAUUUAUCAGUAAACAUGUUAAAUAGAACCAGGUACUUAAUACUUUUUGUAUCAUUUCAUUUGUAUUUCAAACUUAGUAAUGUUUCAGUAGCAGUUCUUGAAACCCUGCUUUUUGCUUCUUUUUUCAGCUUGAUAUAAAGUUAAGCAUUAAGCAUCAGGAUAAUACUUAGAAGAAAUUUUUAAAACAGGCAAUGAAAAGUAAUAGCAUAUUAUUUUCACAUUGGCUACCUACAUUUGUUCAUUGAAUUAAAUUUUGGUAUGAUCCGAAAAUAAAUAAUUCAUGUGUUAUUUUUCUACCCUUCUCCAUCACUGACCUUAACAAAGUUUGUUUUAACCUGAAUUUGUAAAUGAUCACUGUCAGUAAAGUGAGAAGAAACGGGAUUGGGGGGAAAGUAUUACUCAAUUGGUAUUUUUUGGGUUGCUCCUAUUUUUGUCACCAUGCAUUGGAUUUUAUUUCACAAUUAAAUAUUGACAUGUGGAAAAAAGAAAAAAUGGAAAAAGUCUUAAGAAUUGAUGUAGCAAUCUAGUUUUAGAGGGAAGAAAAAUCACAUAUCCAGUUUUAUCUCCUUUCCCAUUUAUACAUUUGUGUUACAAUUUUUUAAACUUUUGUGUGUGAUCUGUUUUGUGAUUUGGAAAAAAUAUAUGUAUUCCUGAUUACAUCUUAAAUUCUCCAUGUUGAAAUAUUGGAAUACUGAUUUUUAUGAUCUAUGCUGAUUUCAGAAUAAUGUUUGAAUUUAAUUACUUGCUUUCUUAAUUUACUCAGUUAACAUCCAGUUUAGUUCACAAGAAAGCUUUAACUAGCAUAUCCUCCCUGAGUAUUGAACACCAAAGCAAAUGAACAGCCGAUUUUGGCUGUUUUCAGAGAAACAGUCUUGGUUUUCCUCUUUGUAUAAGACAGAAAUAUGGCUUAUAACAUGUAAUCAGUGGCCAUGGCUUUAAAUUAUUUUUUCCAUAUUCUUUAAUUGAAGGCAUUUAAAUCUCAAAGCAAAUAAUUGCUUGAAAUUAAGAGGAGGCAUUUUCAUCUUUCGAAAGAAAUGUAUGUUUAAGCAGUAUAAGCUAAAAAGCUGAUUCCUGUCAGAAAUCAUGUUUGAUUUUGUUUGUAAAGAAAAUUCAAAGAUGGGCUCGCAAGAAUCUUAAACAUGUAAGUGGUCCAAAGGUAAGAACAUUAAGAUACUAGAUUGUGAAUGAAACUGGUUAAUGCACUAAACGUUUUGUGCCUUGGUCUAAAAUUAAUGAGUUCUGUGUAAAGGGAAAAAGAAAACAUGAAACUGAGACCUUGUCUUUCAACAUGCAUCGUUAACAUGAUCCUGAACUGAACCAUUUCGGGAAUCUCAGUUUAGUUAAACUGUUAAAUCAGGCUGUAAUAGUGACAGUUAUGCCAUUGCCAGAUAAUCCUGUAAGUAAAAUUAGCUACAGGUUAUUAGAGUCUUUUAAUAAUUCUUCUUUGAAAAUGUAAUGAUGGUUCCUGUGCUUUUGUAAGUAGAUGCCUUAAGCUGAAUAUGGUUUAGGGGAUCACUUUUAAUUCCAGGAAGGCAAUGCUUUCCUCAACACUGUGAUCUGAUCUGUGAUAAACCUGUCCUAUCAUACACAAAUGGCUAAUAAGUCAAUUGAAUACAAACUGAAUGUACAAAUCUUAGUGCUGGUGCUGAAAUCUCUUCAGAGUUGUCAUGAAAAAAGUUCAUUGUUUAAAAGGUUUGCAAGCAUCAAGUGUCAAUCAAAACUGAAGAUGAAACAUUAAUGAAUGUUACAAUUUCAUGCAUUUAAUUUUACUUCUUUUUGAGUUUCUCAGUUAAUUCUUUGCUAUUUUUACCAUAUUGUGUCAUUUUAAAAUUUCUUAAAUGCUAACGCUGUUUUGUUUGAGCAGAAGAAAUAAAAUUGCAAUAUAUACGUGCUCUUA
This is a messenger RNA of Ahaetulla prasina, 5766 nucleotides long. It is a transcript of the gene ENAH, whose product is annotated as ENAH actin regulator. The transcript has 15 exons. Gene Ontology annotation, biological process: actin polymerization or depolymerization; axon guidance; actin polymerization-dependent cell motility. The coding region runs from base 608 to 2896 and encodes 762 amino acids. The record is from RefSeq and is a predicted model, not a curated record. Gene Ontology annotation, molecular function: SH3 domain binding; profilin binding. Lineage: Eukaryota; Metazoa; Chordata; Lepidosauria; Squamata; Colubridae.